UUGCUGUCAUCCACAAACGGGAGCUUGGGGUGGGGGCUCAUCACCGCCAGGAAGGGUCCUCCGAGGCCCCCACUCCCUCCUUUGUACAGAGGGGGAAACUGAGGCCCAGAGGGGAGGGGCUCCCUCCCUGCCCCCUCCGCUGGGAUGGCCGGCACUAGGACCCGGGGGAGCGCGGAUGGCGGUGAUAAAUAUAGCCAGCGGGAGGGACCAGCUGCGGGGCAGCUCGGGGCAGCCGAGGUUCCGCUCAGUCUCGUCCCAUCCGGGCAUGGAGACGGAGCCGGCAGCCCCGGCAGGAGGCCCGGCGGGGGCCUCGGGCUCGGAGGCCGGACGGCAGCUCGCGCGGGUCACGCCAUGGCUGCUCCUGGGCCCUGCGCGCGUCGCCGCAGACGCGGAGCUGCUAGUGCGCGAACGCGUCACGUUCUGCGUCAACGUGACCCGGCAGCAGCCGUGCCCACGCGCGCCGGGCGUGCGCACGCUGCGCGUGCCCAUCUUUGACGACCCCGCAGAAGACCUGUUGACACACCUGGAACCCUGCUGCGCCGCCCUGGAAGCGGCCGCACGCGCCGGAGGCACGUGCCUCGUGUACUGCAAGAACGGCCGCAGCCGCUCGGCCGCCGUGUGCACCGCCUACCUCAUGCGACACAGCGGCCUUAGCCUCGAGCAGGCCUUCCAGGUGGUGAAGAAGGCCAGACCCGUGGCUGAGCCCAACCCAGGCUUCUGGUCCCAGCUGCAGAAAUACGAGGACGCCCUCCAGAAACGGCCCCCCGGGCCUGACGACCCCCAAGCUCCGGCCAGAGACUGUCCUUAGCGCAACCUGUUCUUGGGGAGUCACGCAGGACCGUGGCGGCGGGGG
Dromiciops gliroides (monito del monte) is the source of this 853-nucleotide messenger RNA. It is a transcript of the gene DUSP28, whose product is annotated as dual specificity phosphatase 28. Gene Ontology annotation, biological process: protein dephosphorylation. Bases 176 to 808 code for a protein of 210 amino acids. The record is from RefSeq and is a predicted model, not a curated record. Gene Ontology annotation, cellular component: cytoplasm. Lineage: Eukaryota; Metazoa; Chordata; Mammalia; Microbiotheria; Microbiotheriidae. The transcript has 2 exons. Gene Ontology annotation, molecular function: protein tyrosine/serine/threonine phosphatase activity.